UUAAGCUCCCAUCCCAUCCCAAACAUCCUCAAAUAAAGCAAUUAACUUAAUCACUUUGCUUAAUUGCUACAUACUAUUCAAUAGUGUACGUGGUUGUUAUUACUAUUACUAUUAUUAAUUUGUUACCGUAUGCAUGCAUGUGUACGUAGUAUGUGCGAAAUAAACAAGAUGGCUAAUAAUCAUUGCUAUUUUUAUCAUAUUACUAAUAAGUUGCAAUCAAUUAAGUUGUUAAUCUUAGUGAUCCUUCUGGUGGAUCAUCAGCAAUUGGGAGCCAUAGGCAGCGGUGGCCGGAAAGAUAACAACACUUCCGGCCACGGGCAGCUGGAGAAAUGGAACUUAAUAAGGAGUUAUGGGCGGAGGAUGAUGAUGACAAUAGGAUCCGCCGCCGAUGUCAACCGUGGUGGUGGUGGUUUAUCUCCACGACUAGACCCGAAGCUGAGGGAGGCGGAGAUGAAUAAGAUGGAAAUAAGAGUGAGCCAAGAUGGUAAAGGAGACUUCAAGACCAUCCAAAAGGCCAUUGAUAGCAUUCCACCCCACAAUGCUCGGAGAGUCCUCAUCUACAUUCAACCCGGCCUCUAUAGAAGUUUGAUGGAAUGGUUGAUGAGUAUCCUCAUGGAAUGAUGGGCGUACAAUGAUGGCGUAUUUAUAUGCUCCGUAGAAAAUUUGCACAUUACACUCUAGAAUACUCUACUGCAAAAAUUAUUAGCAGCAAAAUAUUAAAUAUUUGUUUCUUUUAAUGUUCUUUGGAAAAAACGUCAGCUAGUGUAUUUAUUUAUUACAUGAGAU
This is a messenger RNA of Cuscuta epithymum, 786 nucleotides long. Lineage: Eukaryota; Viridiplantae; Streptophyta; Magnoliopsida; Solanales; Convolvulaceae. The record is from the annotation of a GenBank genome assembly.